Molecule: messenger RNA, 2166 nt
Organism: Closterium sp. Yama58-4
Lineage: Eukaryota; Viridiplantae; Streptophyta; Zygnematophyceae; Desmidiales; Closteriaceae
Source: the annotation of a GenBank genome assembly
AUGUCGUCGCCAGGCGAGGCUGCGGCGCGCCAGGCGCUGAAAGGCGCUCGUCGGAUCGUUAUCAAGGUGGGAACGGCCGUGGUGACGCGUCAAGAUGGACGUCUCGCGCUUGGGCGAAUGGGCUCACUCUGCGAAGCGAUAGAAACGCUCGUAUCGGACGGCAGGGAGGUGAUUCUGGUGACAAGUGGCGCGAUCGGAGUGGGGCGGCACAAGCUGCGGUUCCAGCGCUUCAUGCGCACGAGCUUCAAGGACCUGCAGCGCCCGCAGGACGAUAUUGACGGCAAGCCGUGCGCGGGCAUCGGGCAGGGCCAGCUCAUGGCUCUCUACGAGUCUCUGUUCAACCAAGUGGACGUUGGGUGCGCGCAGUUGCUGGUGACUGAGCGAGACUUCACUGACUUGGAGUUCCGCAACCAGCUGCGCACCACGGUCUCCUCCCUGCUGGACCACCGCGUGGUGCCGGUGUUCAACGAGAACGAUGCCAUUUCGACUCGCAGAGCGCCCUACAAGGAUGCCACAGGUAUCUUCUGGGACAACGACUCUCUCGCUGCUCUCCUCUCUCUGGAGUUGCAGGCAGACGCGUGUGUGCUGCUGUCGGAUAUCGAGGGGCUCUACACCAAGCCGCCCUCUGACCCUGACUCAGAGCUCAUCCACACCUAUGUGAAGAGCGUGCAUGGGGAUUCCAUCAGGUUCGGGCAGAAGAGUCGGUUGGGGCGCGGCGGAAUGACAGCUAAAGUCGAAGCAGCAAUGCACGCAUCAGGCGGGGGCGUGCCCACAGUCAUAGCCAGCGGGCUGUCAAGCGAUGCCCUGCUGCGAGUGCUGGCGGGGGAGAUGGUCGGAACUCUCUUUCACAAGGACGCCCACUUAUGGGCCGUCUCUAAAUCUGUCAAGAGCGCUGGGCGAGAGAUGGCUGUGGCUGCCAGAGAUGCGAGCAGGAAGCUGCAGGCUUUAUCCACAGAGCAGCGCAAGCAGGUGCUGCUGGAUGUGGCCGAUGCGCUGGUGAAACGAGAGGCUGAGAUUGUCGAGCAGAACGCCCAUGACGUACGGACGGCUGAAAUCAACGGGGUCGCACCAGCGCUGCUGCAGCGGCUGAAGCUGAAGCCGAACAGGAUUCAACAGCUUGCAGAGGGUAUUCGAGCCAUUGCCGAGAUGCCUGACCCGAUAUCAGAGACGCUGGCUCGCACAGAGCUAGCAGAGGGGCUCAACUUGGAGAAGCAGCGGUGGCCGCUGGGGGUGCUGCUGGUGAUCUUUGAGGCUCGCCCUGACGCCAUGCCGCAGAUCGCAGCACUGGCGAUUCGCAGUGGCAACGGGCUGUUGCUCAAGGGAGGGAAGGAGGCACUCAACUCCAACCGCAUCAUCCACGAGGUGAUGGCAUCGGCACUCCCACCCGAGGUGGGCCCGUCACUGAUCGGGCUGGUCACUUCGCGCGACGACAUCUCGGAUCUGCUGAAGCUGGACGACGUGAUCGACCUGGUGAUUCCGCGCGGCAGCAACGCGCUGGUGAAUCAUAUCAAAUCGCACACCAAGAUUGCGGUGCUGGGCCAUGCGGACGGCGUGUGCCACGUGUACGUGGACAGGGCAGCCAACCUCAAGAUGGCCAAACAGAUUGUGCUCGACGCCAAGAUGGACUAUCCGGCUGCCUGCAAUGCCAUGGAGACCCUGCUACUCCAUGAGGAGCUGGUGAAGUCAGGAGCAGCAGCCGAGCUCGUUCAAGAGCUCAAAGACAAUGGCGUAGUUUUUCACGCGGGGAAAGAAGCAGCUUCUGCUUUCAACCUGCCUGCAGCAGCGAAUCUGCACCACGAGUACGGGGCGCUGGAAUGUACGGUGGAGAUCGUGCCGGACAUUGAUGCGGCCAUCCAUCACAUCCACACGCACGGCAGCGCGCACACCGACGCCAUUAUUACGGAGGAUAAGGAAGCUGCGAAGAAGUUUCUGGCGUCGGUGGACAGUGCGGUCGUGGUGCACAACGCCAGCACUCGCUUCUCCGACGGCUUCCGCUUCGGCCUAGGAGCUGAGGUGGGCAUCAGCACAAGCCGCAUCCAUGCGAGAGGGCCUGUCGGGGUGGAGGGGCUUCUCACAACGCGCUGGUUGCUGAGAGGUGACGGGCAUCUGGUCAACAAGGACAAGGAGAUAGUCUACACCCAUAAAGCGCUCCCUCUAAAAGAGUAG